UUUUUUUUGCAAUAGAAUUUACAAGUAACAGGCAUCCAAGACUUUAUGAGCAAUUUCAUAAGUAAUGCUACAGAAGAGGCUCAGAACAUAAUUCAAUCUUCAGCUACCAUAUUAACAAUUGUAGAAAUACUGACAAUCAUUUCCAGUCUCUCACAAACAAUUUUAAUCAAUCAACCCGUUAUGAUGGAUUUUCUGAAAACAACUGAUGUAAUUGGAUCAGUAGGUGCACGGGACACAUGGGUGCAUUUAAACAAAAAUAGUACAACUAUGAAUGCCAGUUCUGAACUUCUGAAGUCUAUUGAGAGCCUUGCACGCCGACUCAGGGAUGAAAACUUCAACAUAACAACAAACUACACCUCUCUCAGUAAAAUUAACUUUACUACCCCCUUUUCUGAAACAUUCGGUAUAAAUUUAACUACCCAAAUAAUUGUACCCACACUUAGGGAACCGACUUUCAUCACAGUGAUAAUCUCUUCUGCCCUUGAAAAUGCCUUACCUGUUCGAAAUCUGACCUACAAUGACAGCAGUGAAUCUGGCAUCAGGAUCAAUGGAGAUAUAGCUGUAAUUGAGACAAAGUCAACAAUUAAUAACAUUUCCUUUUCUUUUGAUGUAAAAAAUAAGACACUGGGAAACCCUCAGUGUGUUUUUUGGAACUUCAGUCUACUGAAUGGCAUUGGGGGAUGGGACUCAACUGGAUGUCAACUUAAACCAUUAGAGAAUGAAACAGAAAAAUUUACAUGUGAGUGCAAUCACACAACCUCUUUUUCAAUCCUGAUGUCACCAUUUGCCUUGGAUAAAGACUUGGCCAUAAUCUUAGAUUACAUAACUUACACUGGCGUUGGCAUUUCAUUGGGCAGCUUGGUUUUGUGUCUCAUCAUUGAAAUCUUUUUAUGGAAAUCAGUGACAAGAAAUGACACAUCCUACAUGCGCCAUGUCUCCGUAGUCAACAUUGCUGUCUCCCUUCUGAUUGCAAACAUAUGCUUCAUCAUUGGAGCACCAGUUGUAAAGAAAGGAGAGGGUCCCUGCAGUACAGCAACAUUCUUCAUGCACUUCUUUUAUCUUGCCCUUUUCUUCUGGAUGUUGCUGUCAGCACUCUUGCUCCUCUACCGCACCCUCAUGGUCUUUUCUAGAAUGUCCAAAGGAGCAAUGAUGGCCAUAGCCUUCACUGUUGGCUAUGGAGCCCCGUUAAUCAUAGCUGUCAUUACUGUGGCCUCUACAGCUGGAAGUCAAGGAUACAUUCAAAAAGAUUACAAUUGUUGGCUAAACUGGAGUAAAACGAAGGCCCUCCUGGCAUUUGUGAUUCCUGCUCUGACUAUUGUAGCUAUAAACCUCCUGGUGCUUAUUGUGGUUCUGUGUAAGAUGUUGAGGAGAGGAGUUAAUACUUCCACCCAGCCAGAUGAUAAAAAUCCCCUAGUCGUCAUUGCUAGAUGUGUGGCGAUUUUAACACCUCUCUUUGGUCUAACGUGGGGAUUCGGUAUUGGGACCAUGAUGUCAUCGAGCUUUGGGGUUCAUGUGGUGUUCGCAUUCCUUAAUUCACUGCAGGGCUUCUUUAUUUUGCUGUUUGGAACAUUACUGGAUGGUAAGGUCAGACAAGCAUUGGCAGGAAAGCUGGGACUGAGUAACCUCAGCUCUAACCAAACCAGGAGGAUAAUUGCAGGACCAUCAUCCUCAAGUGGACUUCUUUUCAUUCCGAAGUUAUAACAGAGAAAUGUGUCCAAUGUAUUAGACAGUGACAUUUUACCUGUUUCUUCAGCUUCAAGAGGGUCAGAUGCAGUUACUGACAGUUUAGCUAUUUAACAGCUAAUGCUGUUGGUAACGAAGUAAAAAAGUCAAAUAUAUUUUAAAAGCACAAGUAUCAUUUAAAGCACCCUUUUAAAGCCCCAGAAAAGUGAUUUCAGAAUGAUUUAAAAAAUUAUUUGAGAAUGAUGUAUAAGGAAUGAAUGUAAUAAAAUUAUCUGUAUAAUUGUUUGUAUUUAAACUCAAUAAGCCUGCAGCUUGAAACACAUUACAUGGAAUUACAUUUCUAAUUAAUAAAAUAUAUUUAAUAGAGUAGCAUGGGGUAGAUUUCAAUGACGGUAAUGAUUUGGAUAGGGUAGAUUUCAAUGACUGUAAUGACACAAACAUCACUCAAAUAUUGAAAAAAUAUAUCUUUUUAAUCAUUACCACUAUGCAAACACUAAAAUUAAUUUUAGUGUUUGCAUAGUGGUAAUGAUUAAAAAGAUAUAUUUUAAUCUUAAAGCAUUCAAGACUAAUAUUAAAUAAUUU
Ictalurus punctatus (channel catfish) is the source of this 2265-nucleotide messenger RNA. RefSeq names its product adhesion G protein-coupled receptor F5. Gene Ontology annotation, biological process: cell surface receptor signaling pathway; G protein-coupled receptor signaling pathway. NCBI's taxonomy places the organism in Eukaryota, Metazoa, Chordata, Actinopteri, Siluriformes, Ictaluridae. The record is from RefSeq and is a predicted model, not a curated record. The transcript has 6 exons. Gene Ontology annotation, molecular function: G protein-coupled receptor activity. Gene Ontology annotation, cellular component: membrane. The coding region runs from base 46 to 1701 and encodes 551 amino acids.